AUGAAGCUCCUUGGCCUCCUGUCCGGGCUCGUUGUUGUAGCCACGGCCCUUCCGCAGGCAGACUUUGAUCUCCAGUCAAGCCUGCUCACCGACCCAACGAAGGUGGCCGGCACAACUUUUGACUAUAUCAUUGCUGGUGGAGGUUUGACUGGCCUGACUGUCGCGGCGCGUCUCACGGAGAACCCGAACAUCACAGUUCUCGUCAUCGAGAGAGGCUUCUACGAAUCGAACAUCGGUCCUAUCAUUGAAAACCUCAAUCACUAUGGUGAUAUCUUCGGCACUUCCGUCGAUCAAGCCUUCGAAACGAUCCCGCUUGCCAUUCACAACCGCACCGAGAUUGUUAGAUCAGGCAAAGGACUGGGAGGGUCAACCUUGGUGAACGGAGGUUCCUGGACACGCCCACACAAGGCACAGGUUGAUUCCUGGGAAAGUGUGUUUGGAAUGGAAGGGUGGAACUGGGACAGCCUACUCCCCUACAUGAAGAAAAUCGAGGCCGCCCGUGCACCAAACGCUGAGCAGAUUGCUGCUGGACAUUACUAUGAUCCUUCCUGCCACGGCACAGAUGGCAUUGUUCACGUCGGUCCCCGAGACACUGGAGAGAGCUUCUCGCCCAUGAUCAAAAGUCUCAUGAAAAAUGCGAAUAACUCUGGUAUUCCCGUUCAGAAGGACCUAGGCUGUGGCGUCCCUCACGGUAUCUCAAUGAUUCUCAACGAUGUGCAUGAGGAUCAGACUCGCUCAGACGCUGCCCGAGAGUGGCUGCUGCCAAACUACCAGCGCUCGAAUCUGAAGAUCUUGACUGGUCAAAUGGUCGGAAAGGUUUUAUUCGAUACCACCACCACCACCCCGAAAGCUGUUGGAGUCAACUUUGGCACCCAUGCAAAGGUCAACUUUGAUGUCCAUGCUCGUCAUGAGGUACUUCUGGCCUCUGGAUCCGCUGUCUCCCCUCAAAUCCUGGAGCAUUCUGGUGUUGGCUUGAAGGCUGUCCUCGACAACGUCGGCGUUGAACAGCUUGUUGAUCUGCCCGUUGGUCUCAACCUCCAAGAUCAAACUACUACAACUGUCCGCUCUAACAUCAACUCGAUUGGUGCGGGCCAGGGCCAGGCUGCUUACUUUGCCACCUUCAAUGAAACCUUUGGUGAUCAGGCACCUCGCGCUCACCAACUGCUAAACACCAAACUGGAAGAGUGGGCCAAGGACGUUGUCUCCCGGGGCGGCUUCCACAACGAGACCGCGCUCCUGGUACAAUAUGAAAAUUACCGCGACUGGCUUGUUAAUGAAGACGUGUCUUUUGCCGAAAUUUUCAUUGAUACCGCUGGCAAGCUAAACCUUGACUUGUGGGACCUGAUUCCUUUCACCCGAGGAUAUGUCCACAUCCUGGAUAGUGACCCCUAUCUUCGUCGCUUUGCAUAUGACCCUCAGUUCUUCUUGAAUGAGCUUGAUGUACUUGGUCAGGCAGCGGCCUCCAAGCUGGCUCGUGAGAUUUCCAAUACCGGUGAAAUGACACAGUAUUUCAACGGCGAGGCCAUCCCCGGAAACAACCUAGCUUACAACGCUACUCUCGACGACUGGGUCGACCAUGUGAAACAGAAUUUCCGUGCCAACUACCAUGGUGUUGGCACAUGUUCUAUGAUGUCGAAAGAACUUGGUGGUGUCGUGGACGCUGCUGCUCGUGUCUAUGGUGUUGAAAGUCUGCGUGUAAUUGACGGCUCAAUUCCUCCUACUCAAUUAUCGUCUCAUGUUAUGACCGUCUUUUACGGCAUGGCACAGAAGGUCUCGGAAGCCAUCCUCGCCGACUAUAAUGCUACCGUGAAUUGA
Molecule: messenger RNA, 1815 nt
Organism: Penicillium expansum
Lineage: Eukaryota; Fungi; Ascomycota; Eurotiomycetes; Eurotiales; Aspergillaceae
Product: GMC family oxidoreductase
Exons: 1
Coding region: 1-1815 (604 amino acids)
Molecular function (GO): oxidoreductase activity, acting on CH-OH group of donors; flavin adenine dinucleotide binding
Source: RefSeq, a predicted model, not a curated record